Anopheles stephensi (Asian malaria mosquito) is the source of this 3162-nucleotide messenger RNA. Its product is annotated as calcyphosin-like protein. Bases 425 to 1114 code for a protein of 229 amino acids. The record is from RefSeq and is a predicted model, not a curated record. The transcript has 10 exons. Gene Ontology annotation, molecular function: calcium ion binding. Lineage: Eukaryota; Metazoa; Arthropoda; Insecta; Diptera; Culicidae.
AGUUUGUGCCUUCGCAGCAAUCGCUUAGGGAUUUUUCGCUUCCCGCUAGCGAACUUAAUUCCGGUUCCGGUGGCUAGUGUGUCUGGUGGAGUGCAACGAACGUUAAACAGCGUACUAGCAGUGCAAUGAAAUCUGUCCAUAUGGUGCGCAAAAACUCAUCGGCUGGCAACGGUUAACACUGUGGACAACAAGAAAAAGCUCGCUCAUAAGUCUGUUCAAAGACGGAGGUUCAUCUUACUUGCGAAGAACGACCCAUCGUGUUCGUAGCGGCUACCAGCGGAAAAUCCCUCGAACUAUCUACCUCAAAACUAACACACAGGUUCCUCGCUCAGCACGUUACACAUCCAAAGUUGCCCCGAAAAGUCGGACAAAUAAACUCGCCAUCGUGGAGUUCGCACCAUACCUCAAAUUUCCAUCGACCACCAUGCGGGCCAUCCACCGGUUCAACCAUCGCAUUACGCUCAAGAUGGCACAUCGCCCCGUCAGCGCAAUGUCUCGUCAAGAAUCGGAAAUGAUUAACCGUAGCCGACGUGCUCUGUCCUCCGGAACUCUAACGGACUCGAUCGAAAAACUACGACACAUGUGCCUUGCCCGUGGCGCCUCGGGCAUCCUCGGAUUGGGCCGGUGUUUCCGCCGCAUGGACGACGACGGAAACAAGCAGCUGAAUUUGGAGGAGUUCAUUAAGGGUCUGCAUGAUACUGGGUUGGAUAUCUCAGCAGAGGAAGCGACCGAAAUGUUCAACAAAUUUGACGUCGAUGGCAGUGGUUCUAUCAAUAUGACCGAGUUUCUGGUUGCCAUUCGUCCAAACAUGUCGGAAUCCAGGGUAAACAUCGUGAAGCAGGCUUUUGCAAAGCUGGACAAGACGGGAGAUGGAACGAUAACCAUUGAUGAUUUGAAAAACGUAUACUCCGUGAAGAACCAUCCACUGUACAUAAGCGGAGAAGAAACUGAGGAUGUCAUUUUGCGGAAGUAUUUGGCAAAUUUCGAGGAGAACGGAAAUGUGGAUGGCUCCGUGACCAAAGAGGAAUUCCUCAACUACUAUGCCGGGCUGAGUGCCUCGAUCGAUUCGGAUGCAUAUUUCGAUCUGAUGAUGCGCCAGGCGUUCAAACUGUAAUCUGUUACCGUUGUGCGCAUCUCAUCCAAUUAUCACUAUUUUGUAUACCCAGCAAGCAUCUUAUGUACUGCAGAUCGUUUCAGAAAUCGAUGAUAAUCGGUACGAAACAAGUUUGAACACACUUAAAACUACAACUGCCUUAGCGAUGAGGGAGAAUGACCAAAGUUGAAAGUGACACGCUCGCGCCAAAUGUCCUUUGCAGCGGGUGAGCAAAAUAUGCAAAUGUUUUCCGAGUGUUAGAACACAAACCAAUGCACAAGUGUUUCUUUAACGUUCAAUAAACGUACAGUUUUAUGUUCCGAAUCAAAAGCAUAUUAAUCUACGGCCGUACAUGGUAGGUUUCCGAGUGGGGCAAACCCGCCUUGAUUUAUUAAGGGUUAACGUUUGACGUUUGCGAGGUUGAUCUUUCACACAUUGUAAACAACUCCAACAGUCCGUCCGGUUCAAGCGUGAUAGAGUAACUGGGCAACUAUUUAGAAAAUUUGCUUCUCGCUAGUGCAACGUUGUAAGUGCGUCCAACGCGAUCGUGGAAUGUGGUUUGUGCAUAGUUGAACGGUUUAAUGUGAUUCGCUGUUACUACUCGUUCAUUUUGCUUGACGCUGUUGUCCUCUGUGGAGAUUUUUUAUGUGCAAAGGUAUUAUACAGUCGCUUCAUUGAUAAGAAAUCAAACAUCGCGUCCACUCGCGUCGCUCAAUUCGGGAUCCGAUCAUUUGCCGUGUAGCAGUGCGUCGAUGCAAGUAGUGUCGAGUGUUUGGGCUUGCUCUGGGUGGUGAAUCUUUGGUGUUCGUUUCGCGUUGGCAGAAUGGUUCUAGCUGUUCGGAUAGGAUAUCUGUGCACCAGUGCACUGCUGCUGUUGGUCGCAUUCCAUUCCAGCGAAGUGGUGGCAGAUGCUUCCACCGAGCAAGGCACGAUCGAUCUUAACAGCAUCGACAUCAAUAAGCUGAAAGAUGACGUACUCGCGGACAUACUGCCGCCAGAGUUCAAAAACGUAACGCUUCCUAAGUUGGAAGAUAUCCAGAAGAUCAUCAAAGAUAAAUGUUCCCGCGUAGCCGGCAGCGAUGCGUCGUACGAGGAGGCAGAACAAGCCGCCCAAAAGUUUGGCGAUUGUAUGAAGGACCUGGUGGACUUUAGCGAUCUACAGGAAGAGAUCAAGAAGGCGAAGCCAACGGGCGAUUUGGAUACCGUGUUCAACAAGUAAAAUCAUUCCUCCUGGAUGGUGCUGCUAGUGUAGCUUGCAGAACGCAUCUAAACGAUCAAUAUUGAUUUUGAUUGACUCCAACAGAUACUGUCGCAGGCGAUCCGCCGCCAUCGAGUGCAUCGAUACGUUUUCUAGCAAGGUUGACGUUUGCCUGGAAAAUGACGAAAAGGAAAGCAAAGUGGUGGCGGUGAACAUUGUGCAUGGCCUGUUAAACUUUGUCUGUCACAAGGAUGGCGAUCAGAUUGCCCUUUUUAUCGCGGAGGAAGGUCCGGAAUGUUUUUCCGACCAAAAAGAUGCGCUGAUUGACUGUGUCAACGGUACGCUGUCCGGCUACCUGCAGGAUGAUUCCGCACCGACAACCGAAGGGCUUCCGAAGCUUGUGAUGGGCAAAAAGCAGUGCGAUGAGAUGAGUUCGCUGCAGGAAUGUAUGGUGCAAGCGCUGGAAGGCUGUAAAGAAUCGACUCCAGCCAAUUUGGUCGAAUCGCUGUUCAAGUUCGUGCGUCGCGAAACACCAUGUGCCAACAUUACCGGUGAAGCUACGCCCAGGAAGCAUGCUCGAGCUGCUGGAAAGCUAACGACAGCGUCCCAUCAGAUUAUAAUUUCCACCUUGAUAAUGGCGCUGGUAGCCAAAUUGCUGAUACGCUAGAAACCGCCAAUCCAAUCCGGUGCAAAUGAAUGUUCCUAAUUCGAAGCUGACUGAUCAAUAAGCAACCAAUCAUUCUAUUAGCAGAAACCGCAAACCACAUCAGGGGAUUUUAGGAAGUGUAGAUAAACGGUGUUUACAAUGCUCGAUGUUUGAAUUUAUAACAGUUAACAAUAAAACGUUUCCAACAGGACUUGGUGUACAAAA